GGGAGGUGCCGGCGCUGGUGUGGGCUGGAAGGGUGCGGGAAGCCGAGCGCGGUGCGAGGCGGUGGCGGCCUGGAUCAGCGGCUCCCGGGCGGGUAUUUGGAGAGGUGCAUGGACCCCAGGAGGUAUAAGCGGGAGGGGCUGUAAGUCGGAUCCUGGCCUCCCCCUCCCCCCGGCGGAGGCCCAUCCUCCCCGGGACCGCCCCAGGGAGACGGGAGGAGUGCCGGUUUCCGCUCAGCAGUGCCUCGGAGGGGCAGGAAGCCGCCUUGUCUCCGGGAACCCCCUCGAAGCCCCGCCCCGCGCACCGCCCUCCGUGCGUUCGGCUCGCGCUCCGGUGCGGCGGGGGGCGCGGACGGACAUGUCGGGUCCGCGCGCAGGCUUCUACCGGCAGGAGCUGAACAAGACCGUGUGGGAGGUGCCGCAGCGGCUACAGGGGCUGCGCCCGGUGGGCUCGGGCGCCUACGGUUCCGUCUGCUCGGCCUACGACGCGCGGCUGCGCCAGAAGGUGGCGGUGAAGAAGCUGUCGCGCCCCUUCCAGUCACUGAUCCACGCUCGGAGGACGUACCGGGAGCUGCGGCUGCUCAAACACCUGAAGCACGAGAAUGUCAUCGGGUUGCUGGACGUCUUCACUCCCGCCACCUCCAUCGAGGACUUCAGCGAAGUGUACCUGGUGACCACCCUGAUGGGAGCCGACCUGAAUAACAUCGUCAAGUGCCAGGCGCUGAGCGACGAGCAUGUUCAGUUCCUCGUGUACCAGCUGCUGCGCGGGCUGAAGUACAUCCACUCAGCGGGGAUCAUCCACCGGGUAGGUGCCGCGGGUGAGGGUCGGGCCCCUGCAGGACCCGCGCUGCGCUUGCUGCGCUCACAGCCCGCCGUCCUGCAGGACCUGAAGCCCAGCAACGUGGCAGUGAACGAGGACUGCGAGCUCAGGAUCCUGGACUUCGGGCUGGCGCGCCAGGCUGACGAGGAGAUGACCGGCUACGUGGCCACGCGCUGGUACCGCGCACCUGAGAUCAUGCUCAACUGGAUGCACUACAACCAGACGGCAGUGGACAUCUGGUCUGUGGGCUGCAUCAUGGCUGAGCUGCUCCAAGGAAAAGCCCUUUUCCCAGGAAAUGACUACAUCGACCAGCUGAAGCGUAUCAUGGAAGUGGUGGGCACACCGAGCCCUGAGGUUCUGGCAAAGAUAUCCUCCGAACAUGCCCGGACAUACAUCCAGUCCCUGCCCCCCAUGCCCCAGAAGGACCUCAGGAGCAUCUUCUGUGGAGCCAACCCCCUGGCUGUGGACCUCCUGGGAAGGAUGCUGGUGCUGGACAGUGACCAGAGGGUCAGUGCAGCCGAUGCCCUGGCCCACGCCUACUUCAGCCAGUACCAUGACCCGGAUGAUGAGCCCGAGGCCGAGCCCUACGAUGAAAGCGUUGAAGCAAAGGACCGCACUGUGGAGGAGUGGAAGGAGCUCACCUACCAGGAAGUCCUCAGCUUUAAGCCCCCAGAGCCACCACAGCAGCCGUCUGGCAGUCUGGAGAUUGAGCAGUGACAGGAACACUGCCGGCCAGCCACACUGGAACUCAAGGAGGGGACUGCACCUGCCUGCCCCCCUUCCUCAGCCUGCCGGGUUCCCACAGGGGUGCCUCCCAGCACCACUGUGGCUGGCAGCCUUGACCCGUGGCCUGGGACCCCUGGUCAGCACGAUGCUCCAGGUGGGAUGCUGCAUGUGUGCCAGCCGUGGGUGCAGGAGUCUGGGCCGAGCAUGCCGGCCCUCCUUGGUCCUCCUGCCCCCUCCCUUGGAGCCUCACUGUGGGGGGGCCUGGAUGCCUAGGGAAUCCCCCUGGGGAGUGUGUCUGUCUCCAGGUCUCCUCAGUCCGUGGGUUACCUUUAGGGGGUGGUGCAUUGGAGUCAGGGUACUCUGAAGACUCAAAAGAGGAGGGGUCUCAGUGGUCAGAGCUGCUCAGCCUGGGAAAUGCUGAGAUCCAAAGCCGUCGUUGCUGGGCAGGGUCUCCCCUGGAGGGUGUCAGGGCAGGGACAGCCACCAAGUGUCGAAUCAGAAAAUCCGCCUGGAGUCGUGUUUCCCUGUGCUGUGUGGUACAAAUGCACUAAUGUGUGUCCUGGUAUUUACAUGUCAAGGUGUGUGCAGGCAUGUGUGAGUCUGUGGGUGCCUGAGGGCUAGUGGCCAUGACCAGCUGGAGGCUCAAGUUGGGGUGGCUAUAUUUGCCUCCCCCCAGUUUCUGAUGUCAUGGGGGAUUUGCUGAGAUCCUGCUGUGCACCCUGUGAGGGGCUCAGGUGAGCAAGGUGCAGCCAUGCUAGCAAAAGCUGGGGCGUUCUCCUUGAGUUUCUGAGGCAUGAGGGCACGGUGCCAGCUGGGGAGCUAGCGAGCACGGGAGGGGCCGGGGGGACGCUAAGGGGGCUGGCACACAUCGAGGUGGACCUGGACUCGGACCCUGGACCUUGGCCCAGAGCUGAUGAAGACACCUCUGCCUGUUCUCAGAGCUGAGGUGCUCUGGUCUGCGGGUCGGCCCUCAUCCUUCCCGCCAGAAUGGAGCUGACCUAGUCACCUCUGGGACAGGACCCUGCUCCAAACGCAUUGGGGCUGUGGGUCCUCCCUCGAGGGACUUCUGUGUCAGAUGGUGCUGUCAGGUGGUGACCUCGCAGGACCCAGGGAGGUCUGAGUGUCAAGGGCACGCACCAGGCUCUCGCAAUAAAGGAAGUUCCCCCUCGUUCA
This is a messenger RNA of Rhinolophus ferrumequinum (greater horseshoe bat), 2716 nucleotides long. RefSeq names its product mitogen-activated protein kinase 11 (gene MAPK11). Lineage: Eukaryota; Metazoa; Chordata; Mammalia; Chiroptera; Rhinolophidae. The record is from RefSeq and is a predicted model, not a curated record. Gene Ontology annotation, cellular component: nucleus; cytoplasm. The coding region runs from base 356 to 1534 and encodes 392 amino acids. Gene Ontology annotation, molecular function: MAP kinase activity; ATP binding. Gene Ontology annotation, biological process: intracellular signal transduction; protein phosphorylation. The transcript is spliced from 11 exons.